UGUGCACAAACAGCGAAAAGCAGCGAGUGUGCGCCAGGAAAAAAAAAAAAAAAAACACUCCCCAAAUCCACGAUGAUGUCCGUGAAAAGCCACGCGCCCAAGGACCUGGUGGUGGAGCGUCUCGUCGUCGCCGCGGAUGAGAUUUUUGCGCUGUUUGAACGCGCGUUUGCGGAAUAUGAAGAGGAGGUUCUGCGGUCCAGAUUUCUGCAGCAACCUCGAGAUGUUUUUCACAAAGAAGAUUUCCAUCUCCUGCCGUCUCGGGCGCAGGCGGCUAAAGACAGCGAGGCCUUCAUGAACAAGUCCAUGAUGAUGUCUGUGAAAACUCAGGCUCUGAAGGACCUGGUGGUGGAGAAGCUCGUGGUGGCCGCAGACGAGAUAUUUGAGCUUUUUGAACGGACGUUUGCUCAGUUUGAGGAGGAGGCUCUGCAGUCGCGGUACCUGCCACAACCUCCCGAAGGUCUGAACAAACCAGAUUUCCAGACCGUCAUCGUGGGUCUGAACGUCGGCGCUGACCAAGUUCGCGAGGAGGAACCGAUCAAAAUCAAGCAGGAAGCGGAUCCGCCCAUGGAGCUCCGGUAUUCUCCCGUCACCGUCAAAUCUGAGGAACCAGAACCGGAGGAGACCAGGCCGGACCCGAGCGGAGAGCAGGGCGACGGAGAGGAGCCCGGCUGCAGCACCCAUCUGAGUCUGGACAAUAACAGAAGACCUUUCAGCUGUUCAGACGACGAUUCAGACGAGGAAACGGCUAAAAGUAACGGAGAAGAGCCUAACGCAAGUCCUACGAAGGAUCCGGCUGAAAACCACGUAAAUAAUGUCGGUCGUGAUAACAGUUUUAGCAGCAACAGCACAGUUACAGUGAGUAAAGAAACAGAGAAUAGAGAUAAACUGCCCAAAUGUAACUUGUGCUAUAAGACGUUCAAAAGCAUAAAAGCUCUUGAGAGACACCUGGAGUUUCACCCAGGACCAUUCACCUGUGAAAUCUGUAGCAAAGUCCACAGCGACAGGUCCAACUACAAAAAACAUCUGCGCAUUCACGCCGAGCAGAAACCCUUCAGGUGUUCAGUUUGCGAACGCGGCUUUACGCAGAAACGCCACAUGAACGAGCACAUGAGGAUUCACACGGGGGAAAAACCUCUCAGCUGUUCAGACUGCGGGAUGACGUUCAGACAGAAGAAUUCACUCAUGAGGCACGUUCUGUCGAAGCACAGCGAACACAAGCCCUACUCCUGUCCCAUCUGCAUGAAAGGCUUUGUCCAGAAGUGGCACUUGGUGGUUCACAUGAGGGGGCACACGGGAGAGCGACCUUUCAGCUGUUCAGUCUGCGAUAGGAGUUUUGAAUCCAAAUGUUACCUAAAGAAACACAUGGAUCGCAAUCACAAAGCGGACGGAGAGAUCCCCAGUGAGGUGCUCGACAGUGGGCUGUGUCCCUCUCUCGACUGGGAGCAGGACACAUUAGAUGAAACCUUAUAAUACAAAAUAAGAAUUUGAAUUCAAGAGUCCAGAUUAGGCGAUUUUCUGAUCACAAACAGACCUGGAGCUGAGUUUUGUUUCAUUCACACAUUUAACUCACAAACCUGCACAUUAGGGAGCAUCAUUUGCCCAACUUUCUGAAAAAAAUUUAAAAUCAAUCUGUACUUAGGUAUCAAUUUUUUACACUUACCAAAGUAAAUUUCUGUGAGAAAUUUCAUGUUUAUUGGGUCCACCAAACCUCUGAGUGCCUCCAGAAGCCCUAAAUCUGAGCUGAAAAAUCUGUUUUUCUUUAAUAACGUCCUUAUUCUUUCGGUAAACUUGUUUUUCCCAAACCCUGAGCCGCACCUGUCAUUGAGACGCUCUGAUGACGUCACACUCACUCACUCCACUUUUUUAUACAGUCUGAGCACAACAGGAAGAACAAACUUUACGUCUCUCAUUUCAUCUUUGGUUUUGUGGAUAUUGGACAAAAUCUUGACAAAAUUGUCACAUCUUAGAAAGUUAUGAAGACAGAGAUAUAAAAUUAGUAAAAGUUGCACAGUAGAUGCACAACAGCAACAUUUAUAUUCAACUUUCACUGACACCACGGUCUUAAAUGGAUUAUUUUUAAAGUUAUUUGAGAAAAACUGAUUUUUCAGCCAGAGUCUUAUGGACACUGUUAGGAUGGAAUUGAAGAGUCUUGGUGGACACAGUAGAUUUUAUUCAACUGAAGAAAUAUUCCACAGAUUUUCUUUUAAUUGUUUUUGUCACAUUUUAAAAUAAGAUACAAGUUGAAUUUCUGACAUUGGGGCAAAUGAUUCACCACCUGCACAUUUAGGAUGAGUUUUUCUCUCAAACACAAAACUCUGUUCUACUUGUAAUGUCAUACAGGAAGUGCUCCACUGUGUUUUUAAACUCAUGCACCUUCACUAGAAUCAUUUGGAUCAUUUCAGUCCUGAAUUUUCAUGACAUCACAAAGUGGAACAGAGCAUUUUGAGCUUUGAGGAUGUAGACAGACGAAUAAUAAAGAUUUACUCAAACAAAACACAACUCUGGGUUUGUUUCUGAGGAGGGAACAAUGUUAUAACACGACUUAAGUCUCACAAGAGUCUUUUGUGUAAUAUAGGACCUUUAAAAAGACUUUCUGGGCACUUAAGGACACCGUACCAACAACACUUCAUAAACUACUAAAAACAAAAGAAAUAUAUUUAAACACAAACUUACAAAUUAGAAAAAUAUGCAACCAGUUUCCAGAGUUAAUACAAGUACAGAGAUGAUGACGCUCCAGUCUGUAAAGGAUUGUCAAGUGUGACGUCACUUCCAGGUCCAAGGAGAUUCAGCUGAUUUAAACUAAUGGACACGUUUACAGUUUAGUUUUUUUGUUUAGUUUUUUUUUUUUUUUUUUUUGUGACAACACAUCUUGUGUUAAAAAGAGAUUGCAGUCAUUUAAAGCUCACACAGUUAUGAGCAUGGAUCUGUGGUUAUAACUGUGACAAGUGUUUGAGGGAGGAUGAGGUAAGAGACUCGGCUAAACGAGCAUCAAAAUGAUUUAAUAACAACAAGACAAAUAUUAAAAUACAAAAGUAAAAAUCCAACAGUUAAGAUUGAACUGUUGCUUUCUUAAAUGUCACAGACGUGCGCUGGAUGAACCAUUGACAUGUUUUGUCAAUAAGUAAAUAUAAUUUAAUCAUAAUAAUAUAAUUCUAUACUUUUAAAUAGUAAAUAUUUAAAACAGGAAGCAGGAUUCUGUGUGGAGCUGCAGCUCUGUUGGUGGAGUUCAGAUUCUAGGAUGUGAUGAUGCCGUUCUCCCAGAUGGAGCAGAGACAGUUUUCCUCUUUGAUCACACUGAACUUUACCAUGAAGGUAAAUGCACAAAUGUUCAACCUGAUCAUUUCUGUCAGUGACUCGACACUAGAACUCACUGUAUUACAUCACAAAUCUGGAUUUGAACUCUGUUCAUUUCAGUCGUCCCCAUCGUUAUUUAAUAAGAUUGGCCUGUAGAACGUUGUGAUGUCGUCUGAUUAUGAUCUGACUCAUGGAGAUGAUUUAAAUUACAAUGAAACCACAAAAUCUGACGUGAGUGAUCAGAAGGACAAAUAUCAAAUAAAGAAAUGACAUGAUUUUUGCUGUUUACAUUUUAUUUUAUUUUGCCUUUUAUUUUUAUCCUUUGGCUCCACAAUGUGAUAAUAAUCAGAUUUCGUGUGUAUCUGCAGCCAGUGUGAAAGCUCAAAUCCUCUGUGUGAUCUUGUGUGUGAGUGUCCCUCAGGGCUCUGCGCUGGGCCCGCUGCUCUUUAGUUUCUUUAUUAAUGACUUGCCUUAGAUCUGAAGCUUUACACUGGAGCACUGGCUACAGACGUGAGAGAGGAUUCAGUGACAAUUAGUUUGAAUGACACAAUAAAGUGGAACUAAACACUGAA
This is a messenger RNA of Boleophthalmus pectinirostris (great blue-spotted mudskipper), 3866 nucleotides long. Its product is annotated as zinc finger protein 316-like. The record is from RefSeq and is a predicted model, not a curated record. NCBI's taxonomy places the organism in Eukaryota, Metazoa, Chordata, Actinopteri, Gobiiformes, Gobiidae. The coding region runs from base 73 to 1470 and encodes 465 amino acids. The transcript has 3 exons.